This is a messenger RNA of Artibeus jamaicensis (Jamaican fruit-eating bat), 8096 nucleotides long. It is a transcript of the gene NFIC, whose product is annotated as nuclear factor I C. NCBI's taxonomy places the organism in Eukaryota, Metazoa, Chordata, Mammalia, Chiroptera, Phyllostomidae. The record is from RefSeq and is a predicted model, not a curated record. Bases 443 to 1936 code for a protein of 497 amino acids. The transcript is spliced from 11 exons. Gene Ontology annotation, molecular function: DNA-binding transcription factor activity, RNA polymerase II-specific; RNA polymerase II cis-regulatory region sequence-specific DNA binding. Gene Ontology annotation, biological process: regulation of transcription by RNA polymerase II. Gene Ontology annotation, cellular component: nucleus.
CCAGUCAGAGGGAAGGAGGCCCGGGCCGCUAGUGUCCUCAGCCCUCUGCGUGUGUGUGUGCGCGUGUGUGAGCGCGCGCGCGCCGCGGAGAAGGUGGAUCCGCUCAGUCCGCCGCGAGCCCUCCCCAGGCCCCACGACCCGCCGCUGCGGCCGCUGGCCCGGCCUCCGCUGGCGCGGGUCGGACCGGGGAUGGAGCUACCGCAGACCGGGCCCGGGAGUCCAGCGGCCUGAGAAGCGGGCGGUGCGCGGGGCCGGGGAAGGCGGGCCGAGGGGAGGGUCCUACGGACCCGGGGGGCGGGCGCGGCGCGCCCCCUCCCUGGCGCGCUCGCUCCCUCCCACGAGCGCCCUCCCUCACCGCCUCCUCCCGCCGCCUCCAGCCCCCCCUCGCCGGGGACCGAGCGCGCUCGCUCCGGCGCCGGCCUCGCCUCCUCGCAGCAGCGCCAUGGAUGAGUUCCACCCGUUCAUCGAGGCGCUGCUGCCUCACGUGCGCGCCUUCGCCUACACGUGGUUCAACCUGCAGGCGCGGAAGCGCAAAUACUUCAAGAAGCACGAGAAGCGGAUGUCCAAGGACGAGGAGCGUGCGGUGAAGGACGAACUGCUGGGAGAGAAGGCCGAAGUGAAGCAGAAGUGGGCAUCGCGGCUGCUGGCCAAGCUGCGCAAGGACAUCCGGCCGGAGUGCCGCGAGGACUUCGUGUUGGCCAUCACCGGCAAGAAGGCACCGGGCUGUGUGCUCUCCAACCCCGACCAGAAGGGCAAGAUGCGCCGCAUCGACUGCCUGCGCCAGGCCGACAAGGUGUGGCGCCUGGACCUGGUCAUGGUCAUCCUCUUCAAGGGCAUCCCCCUGGAGAGCACUGAUGGCGAGCGCCUGGUCAAGGCGGCGCAGUGCGGCCACCCAGUGCUCUGCGUGCAGCCCCACCACAUCGGAGUGGCAGUCAAGGAGCUUGACCUCUACCUGGCCUACUUCGUGCGGGAGAGAGAUGCGGAGCAGAGCGGCAGUCCCCGGGCCGGGAUGGGCUCCGACCAGGAGGACAGCAAGCCCAUCACUCUGGACACAACUGACUUCCAGGAGAGCUUCGUCACCUCCGGUGUGUUCAGUGUCACCGAGCUCAUCCAAGUGUCCAGGACACCUGUGGUGACUGGAACAGGACCCAACUUCUCCCUGGGGGAGCUGCAGGGGCACCUGGCAUAUGACCUGAAUCCAGCCAGCACCGGCAUGAGAAGAACGCUACCCAGCACUUCCUCCAGUGGGAGCAAACGGCACAAAUCGGGCUCGAUGGAGGAAGACGUGGACACAAGCCCUGGCGGCGAUUACUACACGUCGCCCAGCUCUCCCACGAGUAGCAGCCGAAACUGGACGGAAGACAUGGAAGGAGGCAUCUCAUCCCCGGUGAAGAAAACAGAGAUGGACAAAUCACCUUUCAACAGCCCGUCUCCCCAGGACUCACCGCGUCUCUCCAGCUUCACCCAGCACCACCGGCCCGUCAUAGCAGUGCACAGCGGGAUCGCCCGGAGCCCUCACCCGUCCUCAGCCCUGCACUUCCCCACCACCUCCAUCCUGCCCCAGACGGCCUCCACCUACUUUCCUCACACAGCCAUCCGCUACCCGCCUCACCUCAACCCCCAGGACCCGCUCAAAGAUCUCGUCUCACUGGCCUGUGACCCGGCCAGCCAACAGCCUGGACCGUUAAAUGGAAGUGGUCAGCUCAAAAUGUCCAGUCACUGCCUUUCCGCUCAGAUGCUGGCACCCCCGCCCCCUGGGCUGCCGAGACUGGCGCUUCCCCCUGCCACCAAACCCACCCACGAGGGAGGAAGCACGUCACCAACCUCACCCUCCUACUCUACGCCCGGCACGUCCCCUGCAAACCGUUCCUUUGUGGGAUUAGGACCAAGGGAUCCAGCGGGCAUUUAUCAGGCACAGUCCUGGUAUCUGGGAUAAGAAAGAUUUCUUCCCACGCCCUGCUCCUUCAUCCCGGGGGUGCUGCACAGCCGGCCCCCAGCCCAUGUGUUCGGUGGAAAGUUAGAGCGAGCAAGAACAUCCCGCCGACUCCCAGCCCAGCUGAAAAGACAAAACACACAAACAUACACACACAGGAGGAAGAAAAAAGAGAAAAAAAGGCCAAAAAAAAAAGACAAACGGGAAAAAAUUCAUAAAAAUAAACCCACCCAAGCAAGAAGACAAAGGUAAAGAAGACUGCAGCGCUGCAGACUCUUGGGACGCCACAGCUGGACCUGCCGCCCCCGGUGGACCUGCCGCCCCCGGCGGAGGGCCUGAGGAUCUAACAGUGCCACAGGGGUCUCCCUACGUUACUCAUCUCUCGCUGCUGCUCGGGAAGGGCAGGUGCCUGCCUCCACCUCCACCAGGACCAGGUGAGCGCAGCCUGGUGCCCACAACAGUGCCCAGGCCCCAUGGGGCAGGACACCCAGAAAGGCCACCUCUCCCCCCGAACCCCCAUCGUCACCACCGCCAGGAUGUCGGCCAGGCUUCCCACACUGGUGUUGGUGUUUCCAAGCAGGAAGGCAGGCACUGAGGAGGCCGGUGUGGGCAGGGAAGUGACAAGGGCAGAAGAGGGUUGUGGGAGCCCCUGGUCACCACCAGGGGACAAGGACGCGUGGCAGAUUCUUUCUCAGGAGUGCCCUGCCGUCAGCCAUGGGAUGUCUGCCUGCCCCAAAGCGUGCAUGUGCUGGGCUGGCUUGGGACUCGGCCUUUCAUCCCCGCGCCUGUCUGUUUGGGAGGAGAAGUCUCUAUGCAAUUGCCCCCCCAGCCCCACGCCCAGCGGCAUAGAAGGCCACCCCCCACUGCACCUGCCUGCGGCUCCACACCCCCGGGGUCGGGGUCCACGUUGCACACACUGUAAGAAAUGCACUUUCCAAGGAAGGGGCUGUGGGGGCAGAAUGGAAAGACCCAGAGGUCUUCAAGAAAGGGGGUCAUCUGGAGUCUCCAUCCACUGAGCCCUGGGAGGGGAGGUCCCCCCCCCACAUUCACCCAGAGGAGGUGGGAGGUGACAGUGAGUGGAUUAAGUGCCUGAUUCCCACCGCCCGCCCCUCUUUGUCCAGCUGAGACGUGAGAGUGGCCGUGGGCUUCCCCAUCCCUCCCCCACAACCCUGCCACCUCCAGUCCCCGACCCCUCAUUGCUAUGCUCCCCUCGGAGAGAUGGGGACCCCCAGUGGGCCCAAGGGGCAGAGCUGGGUGUCCCCCAAGCAUCCUGCCAUGCUGAGGCGUGGGGGGCAGGGGUGAGGUCCGGGGAAGCCGGUGUCCCCUCCCCCCCACGCCUCCUCUGCCAGUGCCUUACAUCCUGGAGCGACACCCCCUCCCUGGUGCCUCUCAGCCCAAAGGGGGACUACAGUUUGCACUUUUAUUUUCCCCCAAAGUGGGCACAGCCAGGGAGGUGCGUUGCAGCUGGGCCCCCAGAAGGACUGCAAUUCGUGUGACCCUGGAUGGGGUGGGAGUUCUGGCGGAGGGGGUGCCAGCGCCUCUGGGCCCUGUGCUGCACAGGGGCCUCCCAUCUGCUAAGCGUUUUCCGUUGAGCCGCUCCAAAAACACUAAGCUGGGGACACCGGGUGCCCCCCUACCCCGGCUCCCCAGCCCCAUUCCCGCCCCCACCCCAGGGUGACCAUCUUGGGUGGGGGGCCUGGGAGGGAGUGCUAGGUGUUCCAGGGUCACAAGACCCAAACACAGGGACCCCUCCAAGCCCAUCCAUCUGAGCCCCCACUGGCCACCUCCAGCCUCCACGCCUGGCGCUGAGGAAUAUGUACCCCACCAUGACCCCUACCCCGGGCCUAGGCCAAAGCUAUUGCCCUGAGCAGGGCCUCCGCCUCAUCUGCAGCCUGGCCCUCUGCUUCUUCUCUUGGUACCCCUGGGCCUGGCCAGCCUCCCCCCACCCCAACACUUCUAGAAACCAGACUUUCCUCUCAAACCAGCCCAAGGGGCUUGGCGAACCCACUUAUCACACAGAGAAAGACCCAAGGCCCUUCCCCAUCAACACCCCCUCCCAUUGUCCGCAGGGGUUCAAGAACCCUUGGUCUGUCCAUGAAUCCCCAGGGCCCCUCCAGGUGGCCGCUGGGGACCAAAGCACGGGCCGCUCUUCGGGAGGGCAGGGAGGAAGGGCAGCUCGGGCAUCCGGAAGCUUCUCAGCCCGGACCCUCAGGGUGCAGGUAGGCGUGGUAGGGGAGGGGGCGCCUGGCAGCCCCCCGAGAUCUAACUUUGCAUGGUGCUUAGUCGAGGACUCCUAUGACCUGGCUCCUGCCCUCGGCUCGCUGGAGCUGACACUGCAUGGCAAAUCUUACCGGCUCUAUCUCCCGCCCCAGCCUCCCAGCCCCCACUCCUGCCCCCUCCUCUUUAAAAAAAAAUACAAAAAAAUACCUUGAAAAAAGUCCAUGUUUCCUAAUUUGCACGAAGUUUUUUACCACAUGAUGUGCCUUGCCUUCCGAGAAUAAGUAUUACCUUUAAACAAUAUCAGCGCGAAGGUAGCUGCAUGCCCUGCUCGUGUAGUUAAAAAGAAAAAGACAAACAAUGAAAUGAAAUAAAAAGUAAAAAUGGAAAAGGGAUGUAUUUCUAUUUGUAAAAAUAAUAAUAAUAAUAAUAAUAAUAAUGAUGAUGAUAAGCAAGAACUUUGAAAAAAAUACAUGCUAAAAGAGCAAUCGCCCCGUGAUCGGUCCCACCGCCCACGCCCCACCAGCCCUGGGCUCUGUCUCCACGGCCCCUGCUGCGUUGGGGGUGCUCCCUGGUGCUCUGCCACCCCCGGCCCGGCCCCUGGGCUCCAAGGGGUCAUUUCUGAAGCCCCCACCCACAGCAGCAGGCAGACCUCAGGAGCAGGCCUUUGGGCCGCCAGCCCCCCCCCCAUGCCACUCGUGCAUGCGCGACCCCAGGCAGCGCCCUCAGGGUGGCCGCCCUGCCGACAGCCAGACCCCCCAUCCCGCCUUCCAUGCAGGCUGGCAUCCCUCUGGCUCAGGGUCAGAUUGCUCUCCCACCCCAAAGAGGCUCCCUCUUCCCCAGUGCACCCCCUCCUUCUUGCCAAAGGACCCACUUGUCCCCCCCCCGGAGACCGGCAUCGGGUGUCCGUUCCCUCCUGCGCUCUCCUUAACCCCCAGCACCCACUUCUGUGUCUUCCAGCUGUGACUACGGAGGGUAUCUGGUAUGAAACAAAAAACAAAACCAAACUCGAUAUAUGCAAUGCCUGUCUGUCUGUACCUGUAGGCCUAGCCCAGCCAGCAGAGGCCCAGUUAGGGUGGCCGGAGGGGUCAGGGACAGCCGGGAACACCCCAUCACAGGUCUCUGCCUGGGUGGCUGGCCAUGCUGUUGUCUUUUUCUUGUUUUUUAUUUUCUCUUAUUUUUCUUUCUUUAAGUUCCAACUUCCUCAACCUUCAACUCAACCACAGGUGAGAGAAUAGCAGGUGGUUAGUGGGGGUGGCCCGGGGGGGGACCAGAGGGCUGGACUCUCUGCCCUCAGGCCCCAACCUGGGGGGCACACCAGUUGGACAGUGGUCCCCAUUUAUUUGCUGCCACCCCCUUGGACUUCACAACUGUCUCCAGAGCAGGGUGGGACUCUGUAGAAAGGUCCCAGCUUUCAUCAGCCAUCAUACGCUCAUCCCACGUUUUCUGCCCAAGACGCCUCGGCAAGCCCCAGGGGCUGGAGGGGAAGCCCAGAGCUCGGCCUCGGCUGCCGUGACAGUGUCCUUCAGACCCGUCACUUGGCUGGAGAGCCCGAGGCCACAUGUGUCCGUUUUCAUGUGGCUGAUUUCUGCUUUUUGUGCUCUGUGCCCUGCCCAGCCCACCCUUCCUGUCCCCUGUUGUGUGAUCUCGCCCUUUUGGCACCAUUGCUGGGUCCUGUGGGCAGUUCCUCCCCAGCCAGCGCGUCAUCCUGGGGCUGUUUGUCCCCAUUUCUUGGGAAAGCUGUAGGGUCCCUGUGGGGCAGCAUUCCCAGGCGCCGCCCUGCAGGCAGAGUAAGGCAGGAACGCCAGGAACCAGACCCCUGACCCCACUCAGCAGUUCGGAUCCGUGCCAAGGUCCGGGAAUAGGGGCCUUUGUUGGGUUGGUUUUUGUAGGGUGUUUUUCUUACAUAUAUGAAACUGAGGUCUUCUCAGGCCCCUCCCAAGCCCAUGUCACUCACCACCCAUCAUCCAUCCCCACCCAUGCUGACCCCUCAGCCUGCCCUUGGGGUCCAGCUCAUGCUGUAGAAAAGAACAGGGGGGCCUCCCAAAUAUAAGCAGACUGCCCCCAUCCCGCUCUCGGUUGAGGGCACCAGACACCCACCAGGGUGGCGAGGGAGGUGUGAGAAGACCUGGCCUGUCUGACUGGGGACAGGGCUCGGGGCCCUGGCGCUGGUCUGGAACCCAGGUUCUGGCUGAGUUCUGAGUCCCACCCUGAGCUAGACAAUCAGACUCGAAAGGAGCCCCAAAGGAGACUCGGGGGUGCCAUAGCUCCCCAAGCAGCAGACAAUUCCAGGCUCAGCCCUGCAGAUCCCUUUUCUGCUCCAGAGCCUUCUGUCUGUCCCCAGAGACAGCAGCGUCCCAGGGGCAGGCAGACCUGGCCAGACAGUAGCCCCCGUGUAGGACCCCAGGCCGUGCGCAGCCGUCCUGCCCGCUUCAGAGAAGGCAGCGCACAGGACCCUCCCCUCCUUGUUCUGGCCUCUCCCAUGGUACUUUGACCUUCAGUGGAGGGAUAUGGAUAUAUAUAUAUGAAUUUUUUAUUAUACAGAUUAUACAGUGGCUACUUUUUGUUUUGGCCUGGAAUCUGUCUCUGAGACUCUGGUUUUUACUUUCUUUCUGGAGGGUGUUGGGAAAGGGAUUCCAGAGAUCCACCCUCAGAUCUGGCUUCUUCCACAUCCUCCCAUCUCCAUUUCUGCGCCACUGGGCACUUUCUAAAGAGUCCCACCUGCAAGCUGACAGCCUCCCCCACCAUCCACCCGUUCCUAAGUGUUUCACAGUGUGUGGGGCCUGAACUGACCCCAGAGGCCCGACCCUUGCCCCCAGCAAGGCAAGGAGACAGACCCAAAGCGAUACCAGCAGGACUUGUUGCCAGUGAUACCAAAACAGACUUUUCCCAAGCAGUGCCUCACAUGUCUGCUGGUGUGGCUUUGGGGUUCUCCCCAGCUCCCCAGGGGUAGUGGGGGAAGCCAGGCCUCGGGAAAGAGGAGGCAGGAUCUAACAGGAAGAAGGCUCCAGGAGGGGAAGGAAGUCACACCCCCAAGCUGCUGCCCCUCCCCACAGCCCUCCAUUCACACCUCCUGGCUAGAAGGGGACCCACCUGAAAGGGGACAGGAGCCUCCCCCGCAGCCCCAUGGUUGGGGACCCCAAAGCCCAUCCCCAAGCUGUAUCAGCACUUUUAUUUGUUGAUCCUCCUAUCUAGGGUCCCAGCCAGGCCCCCCCAAACCAAAGCCCCUUCAAGUUCAGGGGUCCUGGCCCCUGCCUCCCACUUCCCACCCUCCCACCCCCAGGACCCCACAUGGGGAAAGGACAAGCAGAGGGUAGAUCAAGGGACAGAGCCCACAGCAUGGCAGGGGCCGACAGGAAGGAGGGGAAGAGACCCCUUUUCCUCUGAUUUCCCCCCCCCCUCUCUUCCUUCCCUAAAGUUUUUGGUGGUGUUGCUGUUCAUUUUCUUUUUCCUCCAAGAUAUUUUUGAGGUUUUUUUUCUCAUUUUAUAUUUUACUGAUAUUACCAGGAUAGUUUACUCUGUUUCUUGCUUUCUGCUUGCCGCACACACCGGGUAACACACCCACACACCCGUGCUCAUGAACCCAGGUCAGGAGAGGCUCUGGCUGGGUCUGCUCCUCCUCCUCCCCAGUGUGGGGACCGGAUGGGGGACACGGGGACAUCUGGGCAGACCUGGGCCCAGCCUGCCCCCUCUCCUGGCUCACCCGCCCUGCUCCCUCACAUCAUACUCCAAUCAUAACCUUGUAUAUUAUGCAGUCAUUUCGGUUUUUGCAGACGCGCCUAAGUACCAUUUACAGAAAGUGACUCUGGCUAUUAUCAUUUUGUUUGUUUGUUUCCCUAUGCAAAAAAAGAAAAAGAAAAAGGGGGAUUCCAUAAAAGAUUCAAUAAAAGGCAAAAAAUAAAAAAGAAAAAUGUAUAAAAAUUAAACAAGCUACGCUUCGACUCUU